UGAAAUAGACCAAAUCCUGUUAUUCCAUUUUCAUCAAAGGUAGAUUAGAGAGAAGAGUGAGAGAGCAAUGGCAGCCUGAGAAAUUGAAAUACAAAGUGUAUUUCUCAUAUAUAAAAAAAUGGGUUCUAGUUCGUUUCUCAACUGAACACUCAAAAUCCCUUCAUUUUCGUUAUUGAACCCAAAUCGUGUUAAUUCCAAUCCAGUUUCGGCAGAGAUCGAAGAACACCCAACUCGAUAUUCGACUCAUUUUUCCAUUUAUGCACUUAAAACCCCCAUGUUUGAAGCAAUUUCUUUGUGGGUAAUUCGAUUUUGAAGGUGAAAUGAAGAAAUUAAGGACUUACUAUAUGCAUUUGAGACACCCACCAAACAUGGAGCGGCGAUGGAUCUUCCCAUUAGCGAUAGGUUCGAUGGUUUCUCUGUUCCUUCUCUUUCUUUCAAUGGUGACCUCUCCCGGAGGGACCCCUUUGUUUCCGUUUUACAAAUCGGUGGCUGUUUCGAGUUCGUUCUUUGUUGAAUCGAAGCUUCAUCCGGUUCCAAUUUCAUCGCUUCCUCCGCCUCCGCGAUUUGCGUACCUAAUUUCGGGUUCAAUCGGAGAGGGCAACAUGUUGAAAAGGACCCUUGAAGCUCUGUACCAUCCGAUUAAUCGGUAUGUUUUGCAUUUGGACCUCGAAUCGCCGCCAGAGGAGCGGCUGGAUCUGCAAAAUUAUGUGCAGAAUCAUCCCAUUUUUAAGAAAUUUGGGAAUGUGAAAGUCAUUACUAAGGCUAAUCUUAUUACUUAUCGUGGCCCGACUAUGGUGGCCAAUACAUUGCACGCGGCGGCGAUUUUGCUCCGAGAAGGUGGUGAUUGGGAUUGGUUUAUUAACCUCAGUGCUUCGGAUUAUCCUCUUGUUACACAAGAUGAUCUGCUGCAUACUUUUUCUUACUUGCCUCGUGAUCUCAAUUUCAUUGAUCAUACUAGUAACAUUGGAUGGAAAGAGAGUCAGAGGGCUAAACCAGUGAUUAUUGAUCCGGGGUUGUAUAUGUCGAAGAAGGCUGAUGUGUUUUGGAUUACACAGCGGAGAAGUGUGCCAACAGCCUUUAAACUCUUUACAGGUUCCGCUUGGAUGGCGCUUUCUCGGCCAUUUAUUGACUACUGCAUAUGGGGGUGGGAAAACCUACCUCGAAUCGUCCUCAUGUAUUAUGCAAACUUCAUAUCUUCCCCAGAAGGAUACUUUCACACCGUCAUCUGUAAUGCUCAACAGUUCCAAAACACGACUGUGAACAGCGACCUCCAUUUCAUAUCAUGGGACAAUCCUCCCAAACAGCAUCCUCACCAUCUCAAUGUCAAUGACAUGCAAAGGAUGGUGGACAGCAAUGCUCCAUUUGCAAGAAAGUUCGUUGGAGAAGAUCCUGUACUCGAUGAAAUUGACAAGCAACUUCUACAAAAACGUCCCAACAUGGUAGUUGCUGGUGGUUGGUGCAUUGGAAGCCACGAAAAUGGGACUGAUCCAUGCUCGAUUACCGGUAGUACUAAUGCAUUGAAACCUGGUCCUGGAGCAAAACGACUUGAAACCCUCAUCAACUCUCUAUUAUCCGAAGCGAAUUUUCGACCUAGACAGUGCAAAUAACGGAGAUACAUCAUCAUCCACAACAUACUUAAAAUCCCAAAUGGUAAAAUUCACAUGAUGGAGAAUUGGGAGAAUCAUAUAGCUUGCUGUUUGGGAAGGAAAUGGCUGAAAGUGUACACAACUCCUUCAGUAGGUUACUAGAAAUGGUUCAGCCAAAUCCAUUUCUCUUAGUUUUAUUCUCUUACAAAGCUUCUUGACAGGUUUAUUUCCACAAUCCCUCUGCUGCUGCUGCUUCUGCUUCUGCCAACACUUCUGUUUUUGUUACAAUGAUGCCUUUGUAAUACCCAAAUGGAUGGAAGAAUUUGGCUGUCUCUCAGUUGAUGAAAUGUAUGAAAACUAUUAGUACAAAAUUCAUUCAGAAUCUUUGUAAGGUCUAAAAUAUAGUUUUCUUUCCCUUAAAGGUUACUCACUUUCUAA
Molecule: messenger RNA, 2024 nt
Organism: Benincasa hispida (wax gourd)
Lineage: Eukaryota; Viridiplantae; Streptophyta; Magnoliopsida; Cucurbitales; Cucurbitaceae
Product: Core-2/I-branching beta-1,6-N-acetylglucosaminyltransferase family protein
Cellular component (GO): membrane
Molecular function (GO): glucuronosyltransferase activity
Source: RefSeq, a predicted model, not a curated record